AUGAACGGCGUGACGGUGGGCGGGGUGGGGCGGGUGGUGGGGACGGUGGUGCUGCUGGUGGGCGCGGUGUGGGCGAGGCACUACUGCAUCGUGGUCCGGCGGAGGAAAAUGCGGAGGAACGCCAGCGACGAGGCCAACCCCGACGUGGUGCCCAGCGUGGGCACGUCGUAUGACCAUCCUAGCGGGCCCGGCGAGGCUUCCCGACAUCGCUUCUGGACUAAGGACGCCUACCCCCCGGGGGCGGGCCCCAGCUCCGCCGGCGACGACGACGCCUGCGCGGGCGGCCUCAGUCGCCAGAGCAUCGCGGAGGAGGACGAGGACCAGGACUCCGACGGCGACGUGGGCGGGGGCUUCCCCGCCGCCGCCGCCCGCGGGGCUCGUGGGGUCACGGGCGGCAACAGGCACAGCAUCGCCGCCUUCAUGGGCGGCCGAGGCUCCGACGAGAACGUGGGCGGCGUGCGGGGCAUGGGGACCCGCAACCGCCACAGCUUCGCGGGCGGGGUCGGCGCCCCCGGCUACUCGGCCGGGAUGAGCCGACACAGCUUCGCGGGCGGCCCGGUGCGCCACAGCCUCUCGGGCGGCUUCGGCCGGCACAGCAUGGGCGGCGGCGGCAUGCCCGGGGGCGGCAUGGCGGCGGGCGGCGGCCUGAGCGGGGGCGUGACCGUGCCGCGCACCGGAGGCGCGAUCAACAGGCACAGCUACGGAGGGCGGCAGGGCUCGGCCGGCAGCCUGGGCGGCGUGGGCGCCUGGGGUCGCCCGGGCGGCUCGGGGCGUGGGCUCCCCGUGCGGGUGGCAGCGCCACGGGUCGCCCGUGCGGGUGGGCAGCGCCAUGUCGGGCGGGUCGGGCGGCCGCAUGGCCAGCCUGGGGUCCGCGGGGCGGCUGGCGAGCCCGGGGUCCUCGGGCAGCCAGACGCCCGUGUCGGGCGGGGGCUUGAGCAGGCACAGCUUCGCGGGCGGCAUCGGCCAGGCCCGGGCGGGACCAACAGGCACAGCUUCGCGGGCGGCAUGAGCGGCCAGCGGUCGGCCGGCAGCCUGGGCAGCCUGGGCAAGGUGGCGGGCGGCAGCCGGCACAGCUACGCGGGCGGCUUCGGCUCGGGCGCGGGCGGCGUGGUGGUCAACCCGCUCGGCCAGACCUUCACCCUGCCCGCACGGCCCCGAGGCGAGAUCUUCCCCGGAGGCAGCCUUCCGCGUUCCCUCAAAGAUAUCAAAAUGUCGACCAUUGCCCCGCGCCGAUGUCCACUGCCCCGUUGACCAACUCAUGAAGUCCACCGAGACCGUCGUCUAGGAGAUCACCUGAUCAAGCUCCGCCUCUUCCCGCUUUGUUGCUGCCAUAUGCUGAUCCUCGCUCACCACGAACCAAUAUUUUCAUUUUUAAAUAAAAGUCAUGUAUAG
Messenger RNA from Penaeus vannamei (Pacific white shrimp), 1392 nucleotides. The record is from RefSeq and is a predicted model, not a curated record. Lineage: Eukaryota; Metazoa; Arthropoda; Malacostraca; Decapoda; Penaeidae.